AUGGCUCUGCCCGACCGCCUCUUCUGCGGCUUCCAGGCGUGCACGAUCUGCGGCCUCCUCUUCGCCAGCAGCUACCAGCGGCACAACAAACAGGACGGCCAAAAGGUCAUCAGGUGCUUUCCGCACUGCUGCCCGCAGCACACGACGCGGCGAUCUUGCGGCACGUCGCUCGUUGUGGAGGUGGGCGGCGAGUACAGCGCCGAAGAAGCGGCGGCAUUUCAAGCGUUUGCGCGCUUUGAGAGCUCGUCGACGACCGAGCUCACGAUCGGGAGCCUUCUUGAUGUAGCGGAGAGCGACCUGCGGCAGCCCGGCACCAUGCGGGGCCAAUGGAUGCGUUGCCAUCGCGACGCCCAAGCGUCCAUGGUAGUACUCUGGCGCACCACAUUACGCUAG
Saprolegnia diclina VS20 is the source of this 393-nucleotide messenger RNA. RefSeq lists its product as hypothetical. The coding region runs from base 1 to 393 and encodes 130 amino acids. Lineage: Eukaryota; Oomycota; Saprolegniomycetes; Saprolegniales; Saprolegniaceae. The record is from RefSeq and is a predicted model, not a curated record. The transcript is spliced from 4 exons.